AUGGGCGGCGAUAGUCACUUAACAUCAGGUGUGGCAGCGGGUGUUCAACUGUUGAAGACAAACCUGUUCAUCAUGUCAGCGGGAGAGAACGCAUAUGCAGAUGAAAAAUCCACCGUCAUGGAGCGGGCCAUGAGAAAAUCUGCUGCUGAGGUCCAACAUUUCAACACAAAGGAAGCUGUAGCUUUUCUGAAUAUUAUAUUCUACGGACAGCCGAUAACAGCCGGGUAUCGAGCCAAAUGCGCAGCAGUCCUGUGGCAUGGACUUAACGAGGAGGGGAUUAACGAUGUUCACAGGAGGCUUGAGAUAAUAACACAUGUCGUGGAGGAACAUAUCCAGCAAAAACUAGAGAAAGAGCCGAGAUGGACAUAUGACAUAUUAUACACUACAACUACAGGUCAACCGCUUCAACAACGCUAUAGCGGGGAGAAUAGAGAGAAGAAAUCCAUGGUGGUUCUGGGUUACCGAUGUGGUAGAGAUCAACCCAGGGAUGACUUAUGA
Messenger RNA from Parnassius apollo (apollo), 498 nucleotides. The record is from the annotation of a GenBank genome assembly. Lineage: Eukaryota; Metazoa; Arthropoda; Insecta; Lepidoptera; Papilionidae.